Molecule: messenger RNA, 2655 nt
Organism: Plasmopara halstedii
Lineage: Eukaryota; Oomycota; Peronosporomycetes; Peronosporales; Peronosporaceae
Product: dolichyl-diphosphooligosaccharide--protein glycosyltransferase subunit stt3a-like
Exons: 2
Coding region: 1-2655 (884 amino acids)
Cellular component (GO): membrane
Molecular function (GO): oligosaccharyl transferase activity
Source: RefSeq, a predicted model, not a curated record
AUGGCACCGAAAUCCAAGGCGAAGAAGAGUGUUGCUGCAGUCGAAGACGUUGAUAAUGAGCCAAUCUUUGACGAAGUGGCCUCCACAAAGCAGUCUAUCGACCACACACGUGUUGUAUUCGGUGUAGAUCUCGACGAUCCGCGUGAUGCCGAGGACGAUAUGAACGAAUUGGUCCCCGUCGCUAAAUACGCAAUUUUGACCAUGAUUUGUCUCAUGUCGUUCUCCAUUCGUCUCUUUGCUGUUGUGCGCUACGAAUCCGUUAUUCAUGAAUUUGAUCCGUACUUUAAUUUUCGUACGACCAAAUACUUGGCUUCGGAGGGAUUUCUUGAAUUUCUCGACUGGUUUGAUGAUCGUGCAUGGUACCCUCUAGGUCGUAUCAUUGGUGGAACUAUCUACCCCGGUUUAAUGUACACGGCAGCGCUCAUGUAUUGGGUACUGAAUCUCUUGAAUAUCUCAAUUAAUGUACGGAACAUGUGUGUCUUCCUCGCGCCUCUCUUUGCAGCUAAUACGGCCAUUGCUAGCUACUUAUUGACAAAAGAAGUGACAAAACGUUCUAGUGCGGGUCUCUUGGCUGCAGCAUUUGCUGGUACUGUACCAUCGUACAUUUCUCGCUCUGUUGGUGGUUCAUACGAUAAUGAAGGUGUUGCAAUCUUUGCACUUAUCUUUGUGUUUUACCUUUGGAUCAAAGCGGUACACACGGGCUCCAUGUUUUGGUCAGCAGGCUGUGCACUUGGGUACUUUUACAUGGUUGCAGCGUGGGGUGGCUAUGUCUUUAUCAUUAAUAUGAUUCCUAUCUAUGUUCUUGUCAUGGUCUUUGCUGGACGCUAUACGCCACGUCUAUACAUUGCAUACUCGACGUUCUACACACUUGGCAGUCUCUUGGCCAUGCAAGUGCCAUUUGUGGGCUUUAACGUUAUCAAACAAGCCGAGUGUGCGGGCUCUCACGGUGUGUUCGUGCUGCUACAAGUCUAUUGUUUUGUGAACUGGUUGCGUCACUAUAUUUCCGCCGAGUCAUUCCGUCGUCUCGUUUUAGUGGGUGCUGGACUCUUGGUUUCCGCCGUAGCGCUUGCACUUUUGGUCUUGCAAUUGAUGGGCAAAGUCCAGUGGACGGGACGGAGUUUAACACUUUUAGAUCCGACUUAUGCGUCCAAGUACAUUCCCAUUAUUGCUUCAGUGAGUGAACAUCAACCCACAACAUGGACGUCGUACUUUUUCGAUUUGCACAUUCUCGUCCCUUUUGCACCUGUGGGUCUCUAUUUUUUGUUUCAAAACUUGACGGACGGCGGGAUCUUUGCCAUUUUGUACGGAACUGUUGCCUGGUACUUUGCGGGCGUCAUGGUACGUCUUAUGUUGACACUCGCGCCCAUUGCGUGCAUUCUUGGUGCUGUGGGUAUUUCGUCCACAUUACGUAAGUUUAUGGGGAUUUUAGCGCGUCCAUCGACGUUUAUAGUGCAGAAAGAUGGUGUUCAGCCUGUACCGAAGAUCCUGGCGCUUGCUGUAGUAUGCGGUCUACUGCUCGUUCUACUGAGCUACAGUAUCCACGCGACGUAUGUGUCUUCAAUGGCGUACUCGUCGCCUAGUAUUGUGAUUGAAGCCGGCCGUGCACAGAACGGUGAGCGCGUAAUUUUUGACGAUUAUCGUGAAGCUUACUUUUGGCUGCGUCAAAACACGGAUGCUGACGCCAAGAUUAUGUCGUGGUGGGACUAUGGCUACCAAAUGUCGGCCAUGGCUAACCGAACGGUGAUUGUAGACAACAACACAUGGAACAAUACGCACAUUGCUACCGUUGGCCGUGCCUUGGCGUCAACAGAAGAAGAUGCGUACCCGAUUUUGCAGAGUCUGGAUGUCGACUAUGUUUUGGUUAUUUUUGGCGGACUGUCGGGUUACAGCUCGGAUGAUAUUAACAAGUUUCUCUGGCCUGUACGUAUCGGUUCAGGUGUGUAUCCUGAUGAUAUGCCUUCAGAGAGUGAGUACUACUCGGCUUCUGGCAACUUUGAUAUUGGUCCCGGUGGUUCCAAGGUUCUGCACAACUGUCUUGCUUAUAAGCUCUGCUACUACCGAUUUGGUGAAGUUCUGACGGAUUACCAACGUCCACCAGGCUUUGACCGUGCUCGUAAUGUCGAAGUGGGUGUGAAGAAUAUCAAAUUAACUCACAUGGAAGAAGCAUUUACGUCUGAGCACUGGAUUGUACGGAUUUUUAAAGUAAAAAAACAGCCUAAUGUUGAACCAACAACGGCAAUCAAGGAGGCACGUCUAUCCGAAGCGUCAGCUACAGAGAAUGACAUUUCAAAAGAGAAGACGCGAUUUUUGGGAUGUACGACAGGUGAAGACAUGCUAGGCAAUGACCGCUUGUAUGCUGGUGGAUCUAGUGGCGCCAACUUUAACCUUGCGUUGCAUCAUGCAAAGGACAAGGGCAAACGCUACUUUGCCAUCGCUCGAGUGGCGGACGAAGGCCACGCUUUUGCCUUUAAUAAGCUUCCAAUUAACAUUGCAGAUUUUGAUGGUAACGAUGAAGGAUGUAUGCGACCGUGCAAGGACGUAAGCUCGCAAUCUUGCGGCUGUGCGGACGGUGGGUGUACAGACAUGAACGUAGGGCCUGGAAAGGGACAGGAGCACAAUCGUCGCUGGGCCAUUUACGAACGCGAGACGAAGUAA